Molecule: messenger RNA, 9197 nt
Organism: Leptopilina boulardi
Lineage: Eukaryota; Metazoa; Arthropoda; Insecta; Hymenoptera; Figitidae
Product: agrin-like
Exons: 27
Coding region: 1172-7216 (2014 amino acids)
Biological process (GO): cell differentiation; multicellular organism development
Molecular function (GO): protein binding; calcium ion binding
Source: RefSeq, a predicted model, not a curated record
CCACCACCAACCAUUGCUCCCUCACUCCUGCAGGAUUCCUUUUUCCUAUACACGCCCGACAUACGAGGAGAAUUUCAGUAUAGUAUCCCUUGAACCAGUGUGCUUCGGUUAGUGCACGUUUCAUUGCACAGGGAAAAAGAGAGAAAAACAAAAAAAAAAGAUAGAAAGAGGGGGGACAAUUUAAUGAUAAUUGUUGACGCGAUACGCGAAGCAACAGGUUCAAAAUUUCGUUUCUAAAUCAGAUUCAGAUUUUUUGUGACUAGUGACAAAAAAAAUUUUUUUCAAAAUUAAUGUGAUGAGCAUUGGAAGCAUUCAUUUAAUGUACUAUAAAAUUGAAAGGUGUUCUUAUUUAUAUCUCCUCACUGUGUGAAAUCGAUGUCGAACUAAAUGACACCUUUUCAAUAUACAGAUAGGCAUUUUAUACAGAAAAUUAAAUUUUUUGUACAAAAAGGCCACAAUUUUUUAAGCUUUUUUUUUAAGGGAAAGUUAAUUUUAAAUUAGUUUUUGGAAAACUUAAAAAUGUUUUUUCAAGAAAAAGAAAUGAGUGAGUCAUCAUUAGACAUUUUGGGUGUUUCAAGGAUUUCAAGGAAGAAGAGAACUGUUUUAUUUUUUGUUGGAAAAUAAUAAAAGUGUAUAUAUAUAUAUAUAUAUAUACUUGUUGAUUGCGAGGUGUAACAGCAGGAAACAGGGCGAUUUCCAAUCGGCAAGUAGAUCGUGUGGGUUGACGUGCGGCGCCAACCUGUUGCUCAAGAUCACACGACUUUAAAAAAUCAGGCCUAUAUUCAUCUAUAUUGAAGCAACACUAUAUUCUUUAUCCCUUCUGAUUCGAGUGGACUCGCAUCGAUCUUGCAUGAAUUAAACACAAGUUAUGCGGUUAAGCUGUCCUCGCAGUCUAAUCGUCGUUGAAGUGGCGCUGCUCACUUGAGUGUUCCAAGUAACAAACAAGAAGAAGAAGAAGAAGAAUAGAAGACUAAGAAGAAGAAGAAGAAAAAGCAACAGAAUCCCAACGGAGAAUGAGUUUUAAAACAAGUUACAGAAGCUCCUAACAAGUCCCAGUGAAAUUUACUAAUAGUGAGAAAAUUACCAAGUUAAAGAAGAAAAAAAAGAGAGUGUUAUAUAAAAUUGCUUUUCCAUGGGGAAUGAAAUUUAUAGAUAGCAUUGACAUUUAAAAAUGGGAAGUGUAAAUUUUCUUGGGACAUUGGUCCUGGGACAUAUUUUUCUAGUGAUGUUAAUUGUUGCUAAUCCAUCGACAAAAGAACUUUUAGAGUGUCGUGUUAAUUUAACAAGUGCUAUUAAAAAUGAAUCAGCAUUUCUUGAUAAAGUUGAAAAAGCCGAUUUUAUUUUCACUGGUAAAAUUAAGGAAUUAAAGAGAAAUUUAAUGCAAGUUAAAGUGAAAAGGUCAAUUAAAGGAUUUUUAAAUGGAUCAAUUGAUCUUGUAAUUAAUGAUACGUGUGGAAAAUAUAUUCGUCGUAGUUAUACUGGAAUUUUUAUGGGUGUUAGAUAUUUUGCUACUGAUAAUCUUCAACAUACGGGAAAAAUUGUGAUGCAUUUUGGUCCAGUUCCAUUGACGUUGACUAAUUUGGAUAGACUCAACGCUGCUGUUAGAGACAUAUCCUACAAGCCACGACAUCCCGUUAUCGAGGGUAAGGAUCUAAAUUUCGCCAGUAAUAACGCGGAGCCUUGUGAGAAAACAUAUUGUGCUUGGGGGGCAACAUGCGUCGUUUCCGAGAGUGGUCGAGCUUCGUGUCUUUGUCCAAUGGACUGUCCUUUGACGCCAGCACCUGUUUGUGGUAACGACGACGUCACAUAUACGAACCAAUGUCAUCUGCGUCAGACAAGUUGUCACAAUAUGAAAAACAACAGAGUCAAACAUCAAGGUCCUUGUGAAACAAAGGAUCCUUGUGCAAAAUUAAAUUGUACGCAAGGUGCUCAGUGUGUUAGAAGUAGAGAUGGUACUGAAGCUGAGUGUAAGUGUAUAGAAUCAUGUCCAAACUUGGGAGAUCACGAAGGUUCUGGUCCUGUUUGUGGUUCAGAUGGAGUUGAUUAUGCAAGUUUGUGUCACUUGAAUAAAGUUGCUUGCAUUCAGGGGAUCAAUAUUACUGUUGUUUUUCCUGGAAAAUGCGAUCCUUGCGCGGGCGUAGAGUGCAUGGAACCGGAAAUCUGUCAGCUGGACGAAUCGAGGCAACCGGCCUGUCGUUGCGGUGAACAGUGCGGCCUCGAGUUUUCGCCAGUUUGUGGCAGCGAUGGCAAAACUUAUUCCAACGAAUGCAGCCUCAGACAGGAAGCUUGUAGAUCAAAGUUGCAGCUUAGAAAGAUCUACAACGACGCAUGCACCUCAGUUAACAAUCCAUGCGAUGGUGCACAUUGUGCUUCUUAUGAACAAUGUGUAAUUAAUAAAGUUGGUUAUGCAACAUGUGAAUGUGGACCAAAAUGCGAGCCUGUUAUGAGACCAGUUUGUGCCAAAGGAGGAAGAACGUAUCCAUCACUUUGUGAAUUAAAACAACAGGCAUGUCUUACCAAAAGCAAUAUCGAUUUGGCCUACACGGGAAAUUGUGGAUCUAAAAGUCCAUGUUUAUCGAAGGUCUGCCAAUGGGGUGCAGUUUGCGCCGAGAAUGGAGACACGGCCACCUGCGAAUGUCCCACUUGCCCAGCGGAAUUUCAACCCGUUUGUGGCAAUGAUGGCAUCAGUUACGGAAACGAGUGCAAACUUCGCCUCGAGGCUUGCCAGCAUCGUCGCGAAAUUCGCGUUCUAUACACUGGACUUUGCAAUGGCUGUGAGAAUAAAAAAUGCGAUUAUUAUGCUGAAUGUGAGAGCGAUAAUGGUGGUGAAGCCAAUUGUAUUUGUCCAAAAUCUUGUGAAAAUGUGACGCAGGUUGCUGGUGCCACUACUAAAGUUUGUGGAUCAAACGGUAUAACUUACGCCAGUGAAUGUGCACUUAAAAAGGCCGCUUGUGAAGUACAAAUCCUCAUCGAAAUUAACUAUAGAGGAGAUUGUGAAUUAUGUUCAAAUGUGGAAUGUGAAAAUGAUGCCCAUUGUGUGGCAGGCGUUUGUGUAUGUCCAAAAAAUUGUCCCAAUAAAUCGGGGGAAAUUGUUUGUGGAAGCGAUGCAAAAACUUAUUCAUCUGAAUGUGAAUUACAAAAAGCAGCUUGCGAGCGAGAUACAAAACUUGCGCCAUUGCAAGUUAUUUUUUAUGGCGAAUGUGUUGAGAAAUUUCCCGUAGCUGCUUUAACCACCAUGUCCACUCCAGCAAUAACUCGUCUAGUAACAACUGUGGCUGAAGUAACCGGCACUCAAGAACGUGAGGCUUGCAAGGAUAUUCAUUGUGAUUUUGAAGCAACUUGCGAAUUGGGACCAGAUAAAUUUCCAAGAUGCAGCUGUAAAUUCGAUUGCGCUUCAAUAUCACCGGAAAAUAUGCGCACUGUUUGUGGUAGUGAUCAUCGAACUUAUCCUUCACUUUGCGCAAUGAAAAUGGAGGCUUGUCAAAGGCAACAGGAACUUCGACUUAGACCAAUUGACCUUUGUGAAGGUCUGGAAGUAAAACCCUGCAAUGGAGAUCCUCCGCUAAUUGAUGCAGAGGGUAGAGAAAUCGAUUGUGGAAAUGGACCACAACGAAAAGAUUGUCCCAGUAAUAGUUAUUGCCAUCAGACACAACGAUUUGCUCGUUGUUGUAAAAAAGAACAAGGUGUUCAAAUUGUGAGGUGUAUAGAUUCGUGGCAUGGUUGUUGUCCCGAUGGGAAAACUAUUGCACCGGGGGCUGAUGGAGCAGGUUGUCCCAGUGUCUGCAAUUGUAACCGAUUAGGUAGUAUGUCUGAUGUUUGCGAUCCUGAAUCUGGCCAAUGUGAAUGUCGACCAGGUGUUGGUGGGACAAAGUGCGAUAGAUGUAUGCCAGGAUAUUGGGGUCUUCCCAAAAUUAGCGAAGGUCAUCAAGGAUGUAUACCUUGUGGCUGUUCACUAUUUGGCUCAGUUCGUGAAGAUUGCGAACAAAUGACUGGUCGUUGUGUCUGCAAGGCUGAUAUUCGUGGUCAAAAGUGCACCAUCUGUAAUGAUCACAAUAAAAUCCUCACACCAUCUGGAUGUCAGUCAGCUGACUCAAUUUUACCUGAAAUGCCUGACUCUUGCAACAAAUUGGAUUGUUAUUCGGGUGCACAUUGCUCGGAAAUUGGUGGUCCACAUUGUGAAUGUCCUUCUUCUUGUCCCGCUGAUGUUCCUUCAAUUCCAGUUUGUGGUAGCGAUGGCCAGUCUUACGAUAAUGAAUGUGAACUACGACUUAAUGCCUGUCGUCAUCAAGCUGACAUCGUUACACAGGCAUUUGGUCAUUGCCGAGAUGACCCCUCGGUCAAUACGGACUUUCCCGUGAAGAGAUACACAGCUGUGCAAUUUACUCAACCCGCAGCUGCCAUUUCUCCAUUAUCGAAAUCCACAAGACAUCUUCUAGUCCCUGAACCAGAUUCACGAUUAUAUUAUACUCAUCGAGCUUACCAAGAAACGAUUACAAUCGAUCGUAAUAAUUUAAAGCAGGGGGCAGCUGCAUCUUAUAGACCAACACCAGCAACAAUAAGAGUUAUAACCGCCUUGUUAGGAGAUAUUUGUUCCGAUGACAGAGAUUGUACAAUUGCGAACAGUGAAUGCUUCAAAGGUGGUUGUAUUUGUUCCAAUGGAUAUUCUGAGACGAGUGACAGACAAGAAUGCUUCGCCAAUUACAUUCCAGUCACGUCGACAGAAGAAUUUCGUGCAUGUUUAUCUUAUCCAUGUCACAUGUCUUCGACCUGUAUCGAUCUUCCCAGUGGCACCUUUGUUUGCAUUUGUAAACCCAACUACACGGGUCUACUUUGUGACGAGGAAAUUAACAGACGCGACUAUGAUAUACCAUCAUUUGAUGGCAAAAGUUAUGUAAGAAUGAAUCGACUCAAGGCCUAUCAUAAAUUUAACAUUGAAGUUGAAUUUAUUACAUACGCGGAAAAUGGAAUUAUUCUCUACAAUCAACAAAAAGCAGAUGGUAGCGGUGAUUAUGUUUCACUUGCAAUUGUCGAUGGAUUUAUUCAAUUUAAAUAUAAUUUGGGUAAUGGACCAGUAAUAUUGACAUCACAAGAGAAAGUUGAAAUGAAGACAUUUCAUCGAGUCGCUGCAAAACGUUAUCAUAAGGAUGGUGUUUUAAUAUUUAACGAUGGUGAAGAUGUUGUGGGACAAAGUCAAGGAAUGUUAAAAUCAUUGGAUUUAAAUCAUGAUAGUUACAUUGGAAAUGUUCCAACAAAUUUUACAAAAGUUUACGAAAACAUUGGAACAAAUCAUGGAUUCCUUGGGUGCAUUCGUAAAUUGAAAAUCAAUAAAAUACCAAUUGAUCUUUAUAUUGGUCACGAUAAUGAUAUUCUUGAAACAUAUCGCAUUAAAGAAUGUGAAGAUAAUGCAUGUGCAAAUCUACCAUGUCAAAAUGGUGCAACAUGCCAACCAAUAUUUGAAGAGGAUUUAUGUGACAAUCAAGAAUGUGAAAAUCAUGAUAAACGUACUAAAGGCAAGAGAAAAAGUGACAUCAACAAUAAUAAUAAUAAUAAUAAUAAUAAUCAUAAUAAUAAUAAUAUGAAUAUAAUAAAAUGCAAAGGUAUACAUUGUACACAAUUAGAUGAGAGAAGAAUGAAAAAAAGUGUGAAAAAAAAAUGUUCAUCAUCCAAUUGUGAUUAUGAUUUUGAUAUUGAUUUUAAUAAUUAUGAACAUGAAAAUUAUGCUGUUUCUAAAUAUGAACCACCUGAAUAUACAUGUAUAUGUCCACCUGAAUAUACUGGGAAAAAUUGUGAACAAUCAUUAGAUCCAUGUAUGGGUGAACCAUGUCAACAUGGUGCAACUUGUGAUAUUUUACCACAAGGUGGUUAUGUCUGUAAAUGUCCACCUGGAAGAACUGGUGAACAUUGUGAAAUUUUGGAUGCAGAAUUAACAGAAUUUCAUAUUCCUGAAAUGAAAGGCGAUGGAUUUUUGGAAUUACCUUGUUUGGAUGGUGUUGCAAAAGCAUUUUCAAUAGAACUUUGGUUUUUAACUGAGGCAAAUGAUGGCCUUCUUCUUUAUAAUGGCCAAUUAAAUAAUGGACGUGGCGAUUUUAUUAGUUUAAAUUUAGUUAAUGGAAAAUUGGAAUUUAGAUUUAAUCUUGGCAGUGGAAUUGCAAAUAUAACAUCGCCUGAUAUUGUUUCACUUAGUUCUUGGCAUUGUGUGAGAAUUAGUAGACUUGGACGUGAGGGUUUAUUACAAUUGGAUGAUGGAACACUUGCGCGAGGAUUAUCCGGAAGUCCUCUAACUGAAUUAAAUCUCGAGACAUCGCUCUUCGUUGGUGGUGUCAAACGUUGGCAAGAGAUUCAUCGACUUUCAGGUGCACACAUUGGACUUCAAGGUGCAAUUCAACGAUUAAUGAUAAAUGGAAAAACAUAUCAAAAUCUUGCUGUUAAUAUCACUCAACAUAAUACAGAAAUUUAUAAUGGUCUUCCUUGUCCUAAAAAUAAUAAUCCUUGUUACAAUGGUGGUGUUUGUUUGCCACUUUUAAAUAGCUAUCUCUGUAAAUGUGCAAACGGUUACAAUGGAUUACAUUGUGAAUUUUUAAUGGGUUACGAUAUAACCGGUGGAGAAAAUAUUGAACGACCUGUUCGUUUUAAUGGAGAAAAUUUUCUACAAUUUAAACAUCGUUUUGGAAGAAGUGCUAAUUCUACUAAUAUAACAAUUGGGGAAUAUAUCGAUGAUUCCUAUUCCGAUUAUGACUUAGAGGAAGAUGUCGACUAUGAAUAUGGCAAUUAUGACUAUAUAGAACGAAGAGGACAACAGUCAAAUAAAUUCGAAUUACGUGUAAGAACAACGCAUCACGAGGGCCUUAUCGCUUGGAUCGGAAGAGGAAAAAUUGAAUUUUUAACAUUAUCAUUACAUGGUGGUUACGUUGUUCUUUCCUAUAAAACAAAACACGAGGAAAUUUCCCUAACCAGCAGAGAAAAAAUUGACGACGGCUUAUUUCAUCAUAUUCGAGCGUCACGAAGACGAAAAGCAACAAUAAUACAAAUUGAUGACGAGACACCAGUGAAAAUGUCAACGGAAACAACAAUUUUAAUGACAAAUGGAAAAUUAUUUAUAGGAGGUAAACCCGGUUUUCAUGGGAUUAAAGGUUGUAUCACGGACUUUGUUGCUGAUAAAAGAAGAAUUCCUCUAACGAGGCGAAAAAUUGAAUUUUGCCACGACAAUGACGUAUGAUAGUGAAAAAAAAAAAAAUGAAAAUUAUUAUUGUUGAUUUUUUAUUUUAUAAAAUAAUCAACAAGAAAGUAUUAUUAAAAAAAAAAACCAAAUGUUCAUCACGACCUUUAUAUAAAAAUUUCUCCAAGUCGUUCUCAAUUGUAAUAAGUCUGAUAAUAAUCGAUCGACUGUGCCUGUGGUAGCCCUAUAUAUAACAAUUUAUUGAGAUUGAGAACGAGUUCAAGUGCUACGUUUUCAUCCAAGGACAAUAAUAUAUUUUUAAGAGAAAAAAAAAUAACAUUCUUGAAUGUUUAAAAGAAAAAAUAUAUAUAUAUAUAAAUAUUUAAAUUAUAUAUACAAAAUAGUGAAAUAUAAAUAUCUAGAUAUGAGUAAAAAAAAACGAGUAUUAAAUUAUAAUAAGCACAAAUUAUAAAUAAUAAGUAUAAAUACAUUUAUAAAAUAUGUGUAACUAUAUAUAUAUAAAGCGAUAUACAAAUUAAAAUAAAAAAAAAAGUAUACGUACAAUUAGUCGGCAGAAAAACGAAAUGAAAAAAAAAGUGCAAGAUACUUUAAGCUGCUGACGCACUAAACGUUAAGAUGCCAAGACUGACUAAUGCGAAUGAAAAAAAAAAAAAAUCUUAAUCAGUGUUAUGUUUGAGUGUUCAGUAGAGAGAUUUAUCACUGUGGAUUCCUUAGAUAGAAAUAUGUAUUUUAAAAUGACUGUUGAUUUAUGCCAGUAGAAACCACAUUGUUUAAGGUAGGCGAAGGCUUUUUAUAAAAAGAUCGACAAAAAAAUAAUAGUUUAUACUUAAAAAUAAAAAAAAAAAAAAAAAAAAAAAAAAACGUAGGCGGUGUAGCUAUAUUACAUUCCAUAAAAUGGACACCUCUAAAUAGGAAAAAAAAAUCGUACACAUGUUAUAUGCUUUAAAAAAGAGAUUAACAAUUAUGCAUUAGGGAUUUAGGUAAAAAAAAAAAAAAAAUAUGUGCGGAAAAAAAUCAUGAGGAAGUAAAUCUGUAUAUUUGUCAUAUGUGUAUGGAGAUUUUGUAAAUAUUUUAGCUUCAGUGACAAUUUACUAUCGACAGCUUCUAAUAAUCAUUCAAUUUAACUAAGUCAUCAUAACUCAUAUAUACAUAUAUACAUAUAAAUUCCCUACAACGAUUUAUUUUUUUUUUUCAUCACAUCGACUGAUUUUAUUAAUUUUUAAAUUAAGAAAAAAAAAUUCUUAGUCUCCCUGUUAAUUGCUCAAAGCAUUUUUUAAAUCCAUUAAUUUUUUUUUUUUUUGAAAAAUCAUUUUUACAUUGAUAAUUGUGGUUUUGAAAUAAAAAUAUUAUAUAGGGAUUCUAUUAUUAUUGUGACUGACAAUCAAAUUGUCAAAAUAUCAUUUAUAUUUAGACAUUUCUUCUUUUUAGCUAUGAAAAAAAAAACGAAUUAGAAUAAGUUGAAAUAAAAAAAAAAAAUUAAUCCGAAUUUUCGUAUACAUAUCAGUUAUUUAAGUCUGUGAUAUUUACAUAGGCGCACAAAUUAAAACCCUAAUAAUAUUUUACUUUCAGAACUUAUUUUUAUUUUUGAAUAAAGGAAAAAAAAAAUUUUUUUUUAUUCGAAAAAUUAAUAUAUAUAUAUAAGGAUUCGCAAGGGUUCUAUUCUAAGAAAAUUCUAAAAUUCAUUUUUUGAUAAUUUUUGCAUAAAAUAAAAAUUUAGGUCUAUUUAUAUCGGUCAACGAUUAAUUGAUAAAAAAAAAAUUUUAGAAACCCCAAGGCAUAAUCAGCAAUUUUUAAGACAUACAUAUUUAUAUAUAUAUAUAAAAAAAGCCUAUUGAGAUUAAAAAUCUCAUUGAUUGCAAAUAAAUAAUUACGAUAAUUGCUAAGUUAUUAGUAAAGCGAUAAAUUGUGUGUGUGUGUGUGAAAUAUGUUUGUUUUUUUUGAAUGAGCAGGAAAUAGCUUUGUAAAAAGUUUAGGGAAAUUUACGGUGUUUGUAUUAAAAAAAAAAAAAAAAAAAAAAAAA